This is a messenger RNA of Cercocebus atys (sooty mangabey), 6372 nucleotides long. It is a transcript of the gene MVB12B, whose product is annotated as multivesicular body subunit 12B. The record is from RefSeq and is a predicted model, not a curated record. Gene Ontology annotation, cellular component: ESCRT I complex; late endosome. The transcript is spliced from 10 exons. NCBI's taxonomy places the organism in Eukaryota, Metazoa, Chordata, Mammalia, Primates, Cercopithecidae. Bases 1672 to 2586 code for a protein of 304 amino acids. Gene Ontology annotation, biological process: regulation of epidermal growth factor receptor signaling pathway; virus maturation; viral budding.
CAGGGGAGGAACCUGGUGCUCUUGGCUGAACUGUCAAGAGGAAGGAGGGGGAGACUGGAGGGCUGAUUCUGAGGCUUUUCCCCAUGGAAGAUUACCUUUAGAUUCAUUUCAUCCAUUCAUUCAUUCUUUUCUCCAUGGAAGAUUACCUUUAGGUUCAUUUCAUCCAUCCAUCCAUUCAUUCAUUCAUUCAUCAAAUACCCGAUGAGUACCUGCUCUCUUGUACUUAAAUUUUGGACUGUAGACCAGCUGUUUUAGUGUCAGCUGGGAGCUUGUUAGAAAUGCAUGUUCUUAGACCAGCUCAGGCCUGCUGAAUCAGUAUCUCAGGGGGUGGGGUUCAGGAAUGUCUGCCUUUCACAACCUCUCCUGGUGAUUUUUGCACAUGCUAAAGUUGGAUAACUCCCACUCCAGAAUGUGGACUUUCCAUCUCAUUAUUGUAGCCUCAGUGCUUAGCCAAAGUGGCUCCAUACUCAUUUGUGGACUCACUGUUCACACGCCAGGCCCCCGUGGGGACCGGGAAUGUGGGAGGAUGCUUCAGGGGGAAGAUGGCAAGGUCAGCCAAAUUUGAAGUAUUCCUGAGCCAUGUGGGCAAAGACACCAGACAGACACCUCUGAGUCUAAGGAGAAAAGCCUGGCUUGGAGGUAUUUUGGAAGUCAUUAGCAUGUGGGUAGAAUGACUAGAUGACUAAAUGUAUGAAAAAAAAAUUCUCAAGACCCAUGUGAAAGUCCGAGAGGGGUGUGGUGGCCUGGCUGGCCUGAGGACAGGUAUUCUGAUGAUUCUGGCCGGGGCCCCCAUUUGCCUGGCACUGAGAUGAUAUUAGUGUUUUUACUCUGUGAGCACUGUGCCCCUCAGGGCAAGCUGUGACUCCUAUCACCAAACACUCAGGAACCAUUGCUUUUGGGACCCUGGGGAUGGUUUCAUUUGUAGGCAUCUGCCUUCUGUUAGGGUCCUUUUUUUCCCUUCUCUACAGGGGACAAUAUGACACUAUCCAGCAAGACCUGAUGGGAGUGGACACAGACUACCCUCAUUUGCAGUAGUCGUGGGCAAGCAGGUGGUACCCACAGUGUACCAGAGAAUGCCCUACCCUUGAGUAAUGUUCCCUGGUUUGCACAGAGUCAGGCCUGUAAGGGGCAGGGCUUUGGCCAGGACAGUGCUAUAGAACUUGAUCCUGGAUUUAUUUUUGGAAAGUGAAUCCUGGAACCUACCAUUGCACCUUAAGGGUUGCAGGAAUCUGAACCCUAGUCCUGCCUCAUGUGGUUUAUGCAAAAUCUAUGUUUGGUAAUCAAAUGGUUAAUAGAAAUCUAAGCAUAGGGCAGAUUGAAUAGACAUGUGCAUACACUGGAUUCUUCUGUUUCAGGGAAGAGGAAGUGCUCACAAUUGUUAGUUCCCUAGCUGGAAAAUUAUUUGCGAUCUAGGAGAGCUUAGAAAAAUAUUUACCUUAGUUGCCCAACAACUUAGCAGUCCUUCUAGCAGCCAGUGACUUGUUGCCACCUGACUAUGUCCACCAGCAUUUGUCAGAGUGAUUUGACUCUGACUGGUCACCAGGUAAUCUGUCUAAAGUUCAGAAGGUGUCAGGAUGCCACCCUGAAGCUCCACAGUGACAGCCUCUCAAGUCUGUGCACUGUCCCCCACAGGUGACCUCAAAGCCAGCUGCCCAUUUAACUGGGCACGGCAUGGACACUGGCCCCAGCUCUCAGCCUUCUGAGGAGGACCAGUCCACCAUGCCUGAAGUCAAAGACCUCUCAGAAGCCUUGCCAGAAACGUCAAUGGAUCCCAUCACAGGAGUCGGGGUGGUGGCUUCUCGGAACCGAGCCCCGACAGGCUAUGACGUAGUUGCACAGACAGCAGAUGGUGUGGAUGCUGACCUCUGGAAAGACGGCUUAUUUAAAUCCAAGGUUACCAGAUACCUGUGUUUCACAAGAUCAUUUUCCAAAGAAAAUAGUCAUCUGGGGAACGUGUUAGUAGAUAUGAAGCUCAUUGACAUCAAGGACACACUGCCUGUGGGCUUCAUCCCAAUUCAGGAGACAGUGGACACACAGGAAGUGGCUUUUAGGAAGAAGAGGCUGUGCAUUAAAUUUAUUCCACGGGAUUCAACGGAAGCUGCAAUUUGUGACAUUCGGAUCAUGGGCCGGACCAAGCAGGCCCCACCUCAGUACACGUUUAUCGGGGAACUGAACAGCAUGGGGAUCUGGUAUCGAAUGGGCAGAGUACCAAGAAAUCAUGACUCAUCUCAACCCACAACGCCUUCCCAGUCAUCAGCUGCUUCCACCCCAGCCCCCAACCUUCCCAGGCACAUCUCUCUAACACUUCCUGCCACCUUCCGAGGCAGGAACAGCACCCGGACGGACUACGAGUACCAGCACUCCAAUUUGUAUGCCAUAUCAGCAAUGGAUGGUGUGCCUUUUAUGAUUUCAGAGAAGUUUUCUUGUGUUCCAGAAAGUAUGCAGCCCUUUGAUCUCCUGGGAAUCACCAUCAAAUCUCUAGCAGAAAUCGAGAAAGAGUAUGAGUACAGCUUCCGCACAGAGCAGAGCGCAGCCGCCAGGCUCCCGCCCAGCCCCACCAGGUGUCAGCAGAUCCCGCAGUCUUGAGGAGCCAGCGGCCACUUGCGGGGAGACCACCGCCCAGACUACUGACGGCAGGGGCUGCUGCCCCCGCCUCCUCCUGCCGCCUCCACCAGCCCUCCCUCCCACACUGCCCCAGCUGGGCUGGCCCGGAGACUGGGCAGCUAAGUGGGCGUGUCCUGUCUUCAGCUGGCCUGACACCCCGGCCUCCCUGGGGACGUUGUUCAUAACCAUGACUAAUCUGUGUGUGCUGUAGUGACCAGCGGCUCCUAACGUGUCUGUGUGAUGACCAGUUGUCCUCCAAAAACCUCACUCACCACGGAGUCCCCCUGAGGGCCCCGGGCAGUUGCCCCGGCCGCCCAGUGACGCCCACCGGCUCCCUCCGUUCCCUCCUGUCACCUACCAGGGCAGACCCCACUAAGCCGCUGAGUCCCUUCCUGGAAGACCCUGGGGGCCGAUAGCUUUACCUAGGACUCUCCAGGGUCACUGAUCCUCCCUGGCCUAGGGCUGCCAGGACCAAGUUCCUCUCUGCAGGAUCUCACAGCAGCCCUGAGAAGACGGGGAAGGAAGAAGCCAGUGGCCCCGGCGUGGACCCUGCCCUUUGGACAUCCCAUGGACUUCUCACCCAGUCGCCUGGAAGUCGGGGAGCAGCAGCCCUGCCCCCGGCGGAGGGGUUGUUGCUUUCUGGGGAGGAGGACGGUUGACGGCCCUGCCUGGAUCCACCACCAGGACGCUGUGCUCGGCCACGGCGCGCCUCCCCCAAGGGCUCAUCCGCGCAACAACCACAUGCCAACGAUAGCUCCAGGUGCCUCAGCCCGUGCCCUGACCCAGGGACCACAGGGACACCCUCUGAGACGUGCUGGCCCUGGGAGGAUACAGGCACACGGGCACCUAGCCCCUCUCGGAGCCAGGCGUGUCUUGACGGUGUCUGCUAACAGGAACAAGUCAUUCUGAAAGGUCCCCCUGACCCAGGUCACCAAAUUUGGGCCAGAACUGGCAUUUCUCCUGAGUACCCACUGGUGCUGGCGUCCUCACAGUGCUGGGCGCCAAGUUCAGCCCCAGGCGCAUUUGCCUAAGCAGUGGUGGCUGCCAUCUCUCAGGGCCCGGGCCCUCACGUGAAGGGCUGCCUCACUCUGUGGUGUCAGGCAUUGGACUGUGUCCUGAUUCCUCAGAAUAUGGGGACCUGAUAUCUUUGGGUCCCCAAGAGUUGGCUCUUGGAUGUGGGGGCUUGAUGCCGCGGUUGGCGGCUGCAGUAUCUGGGUCCAGGGAAGCCACUGCCUCAGCAGGGACAGCCUCUCCCGCUGCAGGCCCUGGGCAGCCCACAGUAGUGCUAGCUGAGGCCCAGAGGAACAGGAGGAAAGGGAGGUAGCGCCGGACAGCGCAGCUGGCCAAGAGGCGGGCGGGGCCAGAAAUACCUCAUGCACCUGCACCAGCCCCUCCGUCUCCAGGCCCCAGGCCCCUGUGUGGACCCAUCUUCCUCCUCUGCCACCCCGAUCUUCACUCGGAUACCUCUUGAUUUCUGUGGAUUAGGGAAGCAGCCACUUCUCCCUCCCUGAGACCCGAGGACGCCCCUGGUGGGGGUGGCCUUCUCAGGCCUCCUGGGUAGCACAGCAGCAGGACCUUGUCAUAGGACUGAUGCUGAGCGGGGAGGGGGCUGCCAGGCUGGCCGCCGAUGCUCCGUUCACAUAAGCCAGUGUGGUUCUGGGGACCUGAGGAGCCCCGUGGCACCCACGGGGGACACCUAUGUCUGCCGUGGCUCCUCGGGUGGUGGCCCGUGUGACCAAAGCCAACAACAAGGGUGACUUCCGGCAGGCAGGGGCGGCAGGAGGGCAGAGGGCAGAGCUCUGGCCACUUCUGCCCACUUCAUUAGGGUUUGUGAACUUUGUCCUUCGACCUCUUUUCGUGCCCUGGUUGUGAGAUCGCCUCUGACAGAUAAUGCCAGGGGCCCUUCACUCCCCUCCCAUGACUGGGAAAAGGCCUGUGGCAGCUCUGCUGGACCCUAGGAGGCUCAGAGGCAGUGGUGUGGGAGCCCUGUCUGCAAGGACGCAGAACAAGCAGUGAGGGCGGCUGCAGGAGAGGAAGGGGCUCCCACAGCCCCCACUGACACCCCUGCAGGCCCCUCUUGAGCUGGGGUCCCAGCCAGGUGCCCCCGCAUGCCCUCCUGCAGUUGCUGGAUGGACAGGACCUCCAGGCCACCAGGAAGAGGACAAACUGCGUGGACUCAGGCGAGCUGGAGCCAUCUUCUCCAUAGCAUGACGGACUUAGCAUAAGAGUAAAUGACUGUGAACGUUGUAGUAAACGGCAGCUUCAGAUAAGCAGUGACAGGGUUAAGGACAAGUUGGUGUCUGUGGUAGGUUUUAGGCUGCUCCUAACCCACCAUGUAUUGCCUUCUGAGAGGUGGGUGAGGACAAGCGUGUGCCUGUGUGUGUGUGUGUGUGUGUGUGUGUGAGAGCACGUGUGCGUGUAAGCCCACCUGAAUGGGGCUGGUGCGGGAAAACUGAGGCGUGGAACUCUGGCUCAUACCUAGGAAUUGAGAGCUUUUCUGUCUUUUGGGAGAGUUCUUUUCUCCACCCUCUGGCCACUGUGGGAGGGAAGGACAAGGUUUCCCUUGGAAAUGUGAAGAAGGUCUUGGUCUCAUCCCUCAGGUCCCCCCCGCCACAGCACUUCCCACCACUGCUGCUGUCCCUGCCGGCAGCCUCUGUCCCUCCAGAAUGGCUAACCAGAGCACACCGUCCCCACCACCUCCCCUUUCUCUCUGGAAAGUUGAAGUGUCUUUCCAGAGGCCUUGGAAAUGGCACAAAGGUGACAAGGAGCAGGUGCUUUGCUGCGGGCUCCCUUGCAAAUGUAUAAUUAAGGCCUUUCUUCCCACCCCAAGUGCAAGAACAAAUGCCAGCCACAUCCUCCACCACUUGGAGAGAUGAGAACCCAGCGGGGUCGUGUAAAGGAAUUGGAGGUCGGUAGGAGGACAAGAGGGACUCCCGUGUUCUAAGCACCUGCUCCCGGCCAGGCUCUAGGCCAGGCUGUCUAAGCACAUUUCUCCUUUUAUUCCCCCUAAAACCAGAGUGACCUGGAAGUAGAUGUUCUUUGCUCCUUGUUAGAGUUGAAGAGGCUGAGGCUUGACCGGCUGCUAAGCGGCAGAGGCGGGGGUCGGCCCCUAGCCCCCGGGCCAGCCAUCCCGUCGCAAAGCCUGUGCUGGGGAUGCUCUUUCUGUUUCCAGUCCUGUCACGGACUUCCCAGCCGCCACUGGGCCCUGCCGGUCACCAGGCCACUGUGCAGUGGGUGCUGAGCAAAGUCAGGAGUGGCCUACCCGCACUCCUCCACCAAGAUGAGGGCCCUCCGGAGCCUACAGGUGUCUGUGGGGAAUCCCAGCCUGCAGCUUCGGAGAACUGGGUGGGCCUGAGGAUGAAGGCAAAGGAGGGCCUUGAGGAAGCAGCCUCCGGGCCUGGCAGCCACACGGCGGCUGAGCUCAUGAACUCGGUUCGCGGCCUGCCUUGUCCCCAGAGGCCACGCCAGGCACUCACCCCUGAGCCCACAGCCUCUGCUUGGGCUGCCUGGCACCCUCAGGGCGGCCCGCUCUCCUCCUGCCACUCUGAGCACAUGUCCAGGGGUUGCCACCAGUGACAGCUUUGUUUUCCCAGCCAAGGCCAUGGAGCUGCUGUGCGACUGUGUCAGGCCUGGACAAGGCCCUUAGGGAUGACGUCCCCGCUGCAUAUUUAUUCAAGGUGACUCUUGUACUUGGCAAGGGAAGUCCACUGUGUGAUUGUCUGUAUUCUUAAUAUAAUUUGUUAAAUAAACGUUUGUUUUAACCUCUUU